This is a messenger RNA of Helobdella robusta, 2214 nucleotides long. RefSeq lists its product as hypothetical. Bases 97 to 1836 code for a protein of 579 amino acids. The transcript is spliced from 13 exons. Lineage: Eukaryota; Metazoa; Annelida; Clitellata; Rhynchobdellida; Glossiphoniidae. Gene Ontology annotation, molecular function: ATP binding; protein serine/threonine kinase activity. Gene Ontology annotation, biological process: protein phosphorylation; mitotic G2 DNA damage checkpoint signaling. The record is from RefSeq and is a predicted model, not a curated record. Gene Ontology annotation, cellular component: cytoplasm; site of double-strand break; nucleus.
AUUCGCGCAAAUUUUGAAAAAUCUUGUGUGUUUAUUGGUGAAAUAUUGAUUUUUCUUAGUUCAAAAAAUUAAUUAAAAAUAUAAUUUGACUGAAAAAUGAUUACUCCGUUCGUCGAAGGGUGGGACUUCGUGCAAGUUCUCGGGGAGGGUGCCUAUGGAGAGGUUAAGUUGGCUGUGAAUCGAGAGACGAAGGAAGCAGUUGCAGUGAAGAUUGUGAACCUACUCAAAUCUGAAAAUGUCGAAAAUAAUAUAAAAAAAGAGAUCUGCAUAAACAAGAUGCUAAACCAUCGAAACAUCAUAAAGUUUUAUGGCCAUCGAAGGGACAACAACAAAGAAUAUUUAUUUCUGGAGUAUGCAUGCGGAGGCGAACUCUUCGAUAGGAUUGAACCUGAUGUUGGCAUGCCUCAACAUGUUGCUCAGAAAUAUUUCAGGGAACUAAUAGCUGGAGUGGAGUAUUUGCAUAGCAGAGGUGUGGCCCAUAGAGAUAUCAAACCUGAAAAUCUCCUUCUUGAUGCUGAUGACGUCUUGAAAUUAUCGGAUUUCGGGCUGGCCACACUGUACCGUCACAACGACAAGCAACGAGUUCUCGACACCUGCUGCGGUACCGUACCGUACCUUGCCCCUGAGGUAGUUGCCAGGAAGCAGUACUACGGGGAGCCGGUCGACGUUUGGUCGUGUGGCAUCGUACUUGUUGCCCUAUUAGCCGGGGAACUUCCGUGGGACGAGCCCGGAUACUUCUGCAAGGAGUACCAGGAUUGGAAGGACUGCAAGGUCAUGCUCAAUCCUUGGUGCAAGAUCGAUAACCUUGCUCUAUCUCUGAUCAGAAGGAUAUUGAUUGAAAAUCCAGAGAAAAGGAUGAAGCUGGAUGGGAUUAAAAACCAUCCAUGGUUCCUUAAAAAUUUCAAAAAAGAUUCACUGAAAAGAUUGGGUAGCCCGAAUUUCGAAAACCAAAGAUCAAAGAAACACUGCUAUGACAAAUCUGACUCACUGGCAAUGUCCCAACCAAACUCCGAGGUAAGUUUUCAAGGAUUUAGCCAGGAGGAGGGCGACGAGAUGGGCGGCCGAAAACAGGGAAGUGUUGAGUUUGAAGGAAAGGGAAUCAGUUUCUCGCAGCCACACAAGCUGGAGAACUUGUUACUGGGCACUCAAAUGCUCUCCACCCCAGGAACAUCUCAGACCUUGAUACCUAGAUUAGUAAGACGAAUGACUCGAUUUUUCGUAACCACAAACGUCGAAGACACCAUCAACCACCUUGUGCAAGUCCUGAAACUCGAUAAGUGUCGCGUCAUGAAGAACUCGACGCUGCAGCAGUUAACAGCUCUGACGGUUGACAAAAGGCGAGCCCCUCUAGUCUUCAAAGCAUGCGUCCUCGAUAUGGCAGGCAGUGUUCUUGUCGAUUUCAGACUUUCUAAGGGGGACGGCAUAGAGUUCAAAAAAUAUUUCUUAAGGGCUCGCGAUCGUCUUCACGGUGUCAUCAACAAAAAGGUCCAAUUUUCUAUGUGGACACAACUCGGCCUCGUCGUGCCAACUGUUGAGAACUGCCCAGCUAACAAUGCAAACCAACAAAAUGAAAGCGAAACUGCCCUAGAAAACCCACAAAAUCAAAGUGAAACUGCCAUAAAUGGUGGAGAAAAAGAUGGCGGCCAAGACGUCGAAAAAAAAUUUUUGAACAAUGUUGAGGGAGAAGCUGCUGCUGCUGCUGUUGAUGAUGAUGAGGAGGAAGAUGAUGAUGGGUCAUUCAGCAACAAAGAAAACAUCGAAUCCGCGAAUAAUGGCUCUCUUCACGACGCCGAAAAAACGUUUCCUACAAAUUUCAAAAGAACGACAACAAUCUGAGGAGUAAGCAUUUUGGGAUGUUGUCGACCCAACAAUCCUGUACUUGCGUUUUUGUAUAUAAUGAGUUAUCAGUCAGCUAAAUAUUUUGCCAUUUUAUUGUUGUAGCAAUUUUCAAAAUUAUAUUUGAUGAAUAUUUGUAAGAAUUACUCUACAUUAAAUUUCUAUUCCCUUGCUUUUUAUUGUGAAUUUUUUGUCGAUAUCAUGAUUUGUAAGUUGUGUGUGGUGUGGUGUGUGUUGUCAAACUAGGAAUUGUUUGUUCCAUAAUGAAAUAAUGAUUAAUUAUAUGUCCUUUCAGUUAUUAAUUUCUAUAUUAACUUAUCGGCGUCGGUCUUUUGAUGAAUUGGAACAAAAAAUUUUAAUAAAAUAUGAAAAAAUCGA